ACAAUCUCCGUUUCUUCUUCCCAUUCCCAGGUCCCAAUACCCUUUCUUCUCCGUCUUGUUCCAUCCUUCCCAUUGGAUAGCGGCAUUGCCUUCCGUCUCCAUGGAUUCUCUCCGGCGAUCCUUGAAAUCGCACGGCUCCCACAAGUACUCCUCCUCCCGGACUUUGCCGUCCUCCAUCCACGAGGAGCAGCCCAUCCUCUUGGAGGAGCCGCCCGACGACGGCGAUCGCCGUGAGGUCGUUGUCAAGAUCGAUGGCACCAGCCGCGACGUCUUCGACCACCCCUCCAUCCCCUCCUCCAUCCACAUUACGGACAAUAAUCACAAUAAUAAUAACGGCAAGGUCUGGAGGGAAUCCAGCUACGAAUUCUGGAAGGAACCCGGCGCCGGACCAAGAGAAGGAUCGCGAGACGACGGCGGCAGCGGCAGCGGAUUCAGCUUCCAAAACCAGCAGCCGCGGCCGAUGCCGGAGAUCGGGGAGGACCCGCCGUCGCGGCUGAUCGGCUCGUUCCUCCAGAAACAGCGGACCUCCGGUGCCGACAUGGCCCUCGACAUGGACCUCGAGAUGGAGGAGCUUAAGAAGCCCUCCUCGAAUGUCUCCAAGGAGCUCCGAGUUUCCUUCCAGAAUCCCUCCGCCGAGAACCCCUCCUCCCGCCUCUCCUACUGCUCCCCCUCCUCAUCCGAUGACGACGAAGGUGAUCACGACUCCCGCCGAUUCAAGACCUGCCCCAGCUCCACCGCCCGCGACCCCGCCGGCGGCGAGGUCCUCCGCUGCACCUCCAACGCCUCCUUCACCGCCCCCUCCACCAUUCUCCGCGCCAAGACCCGCUCCCGCCUCAUGGACCCGCCACCCCCGUCCGCCAUCGCCUUCGCCGCUGACGACGACAAGAAAUCCGAGCGGUUCCCCCGCUCCGGCGUGCUCAGGUCCGGCAUCCUCAAGUCCGGCAUCCUGGGCAAGUCCCAGCCCGCCUACGACGAGGACGACGAGGACCCCUUCGUGGACGAGGACAUCCCCGACGAAUUCAAGCGCGCAAAAGUCGAUUUCCUCACCAUCCUCCAGUGGGUGAGCCUCAUCCUCAUCGUCGCCGCCCUCGCCUGCAGCCUCUCCAUCCCCGUCCUCGAGCGGCAGACCGUGUGGAGCCUCCAUCUCUGGAAGUGGGAGCUGCUUGUUUUCGUGCUCAUCUGCGGCCGCCUCGUCUCCGGCUGGUUCAUUCGCAUCGUCGUCUUCUUCAUAGAGCGCAACUUCACCCUCCGCAAGCGCGUGCUUUACUUCGUCUACGGCGUCCGGAAGGCGGUGCAGAAUUGCCUCUGGCUCGGCCUUGUCCUCAUCUCCUGGCACUACAUGUUCGACAAGAAUGUCGAGCGGGAGACCAAGAGCAAGACGCUCCCUUAUGUCACCAAGGUGUUCUUCUGCCUCCUGGUGGCCUGCGUCUUUCGCCUUAUCAAGACUCUGCUCGUCAAGGUCCUCGCAUCGUCCUUCCAUGUGAGCACCUACUUCGACCGCAUCCAAGAAUCCGUUUUCAAUCAGUACGUCAUCGAGACGCUCUCCGGGCCGCCCUUGGUGGAGCUCCAGAAUGCCCAGUACGAGGAGGACCGGAUGAUGGCCGAGGUCCAGAAGCUCCAGAAUGCGGGCGUCACCAUCCCGAGCGACCUCCAGGCAGCUGCGCUGCCGAGCAAGAGCGGCCGUGGGUUGAUGCAGAGGAGCAUGCAGAUGGGGAAGAGCAUCAAGCUCUCGCGGCCGGUUUCCAGGAAGGAUGCCGUCCGGCAGCAGGAGGAGGAGGGCUUCAAGAUUGACCAGCUCCACAAGCUCAACCAGAAGAACGUUUCGGCUUGGAAAAUGAAGAGGUUGAUGAGGAUCGUGAGGCGUGGGACGCUGACGACGCUCGAUGAGCAGGCAGCACGGGAGAGGGGGAUGGACGAAGCAGCGAUGCAGAUACGGAGUGAGUACGAGGCAAAGGCCGCUGCCAAGAACAUCUUCACUAAUGUGGCCAGGCCUGGUGCCAAGUAUAUCUACUUGGAGGACCUUAUGCGAUUCAUGAGAGAAGAUGAAGCUCUGAAGACAAUGAGCUUCUUUGAAGGAGCUCAAGAAAAACAAAGGGUUAGCAGAAAGGCUCUCAAGAAUUGGGUGAUUAAUGCAUUCAGAGAGCGCAGAGCCCUUUCUUUGACACUGAAUGACACAAAAACUGCAGUGAACAAACUCCACCAAAUGGCAAAUGUUGUUGUGGGCAUCAUUGUAUUUGCUCUCUGGCUAAUUAUUCUGGGUGUUGCGACUACCCAUUUCUUUUAUCUCAUUAGUUCUCAGGUUUUAGUGGCGGUAUUUAUUUUUGGUAAUACUUUGAAGAUGGUCUUUGAAGCUAUUAUUUUCUUGUUUGUGAUGCAUCCGUUUGAUGUUGGUGAUCGCUGUGAAAUAGAAGAUGUUCAGAUGGUUGUUGAGGAGAUGAAUAUAUUGACAACAGUUUUUUUGAGGUAUGACAACCAGAAAAUAAUCUAUCCAAACAGUGUAUUAGCUACCAAAUACAUUGGCAACUUCUAUCGAAGCCCAGAUAUGGGAGACUCAAUUGACUUCUGUGUUCAUGUUGCAACUCCAGUGGAGAAACUCGCCAAAAUGAGGGAAAGGAUAAUAGGAUACAUGGAGAAUAAGAAGGAACACUGGUACCCUGGUCCUGCAGUUGUUCUCAGAGAUGUGGAUGACAUGAACAGAUUGAAAAUAUCAAUCUGGAUGAGACAACGCAUCAAUUUUCAAAAUAUGGGGCUCCGGUUUACAAGGAGAGAGCUUGUGCUUGAGGAGACGAUCAGAAUCUUGAGAGAUCUUGACAUCGAGUACCGGAUGUUGCCUCUUGAUGUGAAUAUCCGAGACAUGCCUGCUGUUACCUCCACACGUGUACCAUCCAGUUGGUCAAUUUUCAAUUGAUACUAUGCACUUGGUCAUACUUCCUAUCCGCCGCUGAAGUUGAUCUCUAACUUUGAUGUGAUCCAAACUAUGGAACCGGGGAAGGAUUACAGAACCAUAAGAGGGGCUUGGGUAUGUGAUUUUGUUUCUCCUAUCCAUUUUAAGGUUUUGUUUCUUGCAUUUUUUUCGCCCUUGAAUUCUGUAGUAUGUUUAAUUAUCACUAGUUAAUUGUGUGGAUCAGCCUAUUUACACAGAGAGCCAUUGUAUAUGAUGAGCUUGUUUUUUGUAAUUGUAGUUCGAGCUGCAACAUUAAGUGUUAAUAUGUCAUUUGACAUUUUUGGUACUUUUGUUAUGGUAGUGUUUUCGGUAACAAAUACAAAAUCUGAGGUGCUC
Elaeis guineensis (African oil palm) is the source of this 3280-nucleotide messenger RNA. Its product is annotated as mechanosensitive ion channel protein 6-like. NCBI's taxonomy places the organism in Eukaryota, Viridiplantae, Streptophyta, Magnoliopsida, Arecales, Arecaceae. Gene Ontology annotation, cellular component: plasma membrane. Gene Ontology annotation, molecular function: mechanosensitive monoatomic ion channel activity. Gene Ontology annotation, biological process: transmembrane transport; monoatomic anion transport. The record is from RefSeq and is a predicted model, not a curated record.